AUGAUUGAAGACGAGUAUGCUCCUGCCUUUGCACCGUUCCUAGGCUUUGCGGGCUGUACUGCAGCAAUGGUGUUUUCAUGCCUGGGGGCUGCCAUUGGUACUGCCAAAUCAGGUAUUGGUAUUUCAGGUAUUGGUACGUUCAAGCCAGAGCUCAUUAUGCGUUCCCUCAUCCCCGUGGUCAUGUCGGGUAUCCUAUCCGUGUACGGGCUUGUUGUGGCGGUGUUGAUUGCUGGUGGGUUGGCGCCAGAUGGGAAAUACACCCUUUUCAAUGGGUUUAUGCACUUGAGUUGCGGCUUGAGUGUAGGUUUGGCAUGUUUAGCCAGCGGCUAUUCUAUUGGAAUUGUUGGCGAUGAAGGUGUCCGUCAGUUCAUGCACCAGCCACGUCUAUUUGUUGGUAUAGUUCUUAUUCUCAUUUUCGCUGAAGUUUUGGGAUUGUACGGCAUGAUUAUUGGCUUGAUUUUAAACACAAAGGCAAACUCUUGA
Messenger RNA from Pichia kudriavzevii, 483 nucleotides. RefSeq lists its product as uncharacterized. The coding region runs from base 1 to 483 and encodes 160 amino acids. The record is from RefSeq and is a predicted model, not a curated record. Gene Ontology annotation, molecular function: proton-transporting ATPase activity, rotational mechanism. Lineage: Eukaryota; Fungi; Ascomycota; Pichiomycetes; Pichiales; Pichiaceae. The transcript has a single exon. Gene Ontology annotation, biological process: proton transmembrane transport. Gene Ontology annotation, cellular component: proton-transporting V-type ATPase, V0 domain.